This is a messenger RNA of Plectropomus leopardus (leopard coralgrouper), 1076 nucleotides long. It is a transcript of the gene mrps15, whose product is annotated as mitochondrial ribosomal protein S15. The record is from RefSeq and is a predicted model, not a curated record. Gene Ontology annotation, molecular function: RNA binding; structural constituent of ribosome. Gene Ontology annotation, biological process: mitochondrial translation. Gene Ontology annotation, cellular component: mitochondrial small ribosomal subunit; ribosome. NCBI's taxonomy places the organism in Eukaryota, Metazoa, Chordata, Actinopteri, Perciformes, Serranidae.
CUGUCCAAAAUGGCGAGCCUCAUAUAGGGGUCGAGUGUGAUUACCUGUCACAUUUUUAUAACUUUGGGACAGUUUUUAUUCCACUCAGUGAGUUAUCUAGACAGCCAUGUUCACAAACAUAGCUCUACGGGCUGUUCUGAGGCCUUCGGUGGGUGUUUUGCGGGAAAGCGGCGCCGUGUGCUCAGUCCUGUCAGCGAGACCGUGGACACGCAGCCCGGCUUCGGUAUCGGGACCGAGAGUCAGCUGUGGUGCAGGUAGCUUUGCUGUUCCACCACCAGUGAGACAUUAUGCUCGGAGUGCAAAGAAGAGGAAAACUGCACCUGUGAGCCAGCUCAGCGAUCUUCCUCCAACAAUGCUGAAGAUGGAUUAUGCGGCUGUGCCUCUUGCUCAAACGACUGAUGAUAUUGUCAAAAGACUUCUGUCACUGGAGUUGGCAAGUCAUAGUGAAAAGCUGCAGAUGAAAAAGGAGCAGAUGAUUGCUAAAGUCCAAAGGGAUAAGGAUGACCGCCACUCAAUGGAAGUCCAGGUGGCUGUUUUGACGGCUAGAAUCCGAAACUAUCAGGAGCACUUGCAGAAACAUCACAAGGACAAAGCUAACAAGAGGCGGAUGCUCAUGGCCAUUGACCGAAGGAAAAAGCUUUUGAAAAACCUGAGGUUGGUUAGCUAUGAUUCCUUUGAGAAAGUGUGCGAGGAGUUGGGUAUCACCUACUCCUUCCCUCCAGAGUACAACAGACGGGCCACUCGCCGCUGGCUGGCAAAGAAAGCCUUCUGCAUUAAGGUCUUCAAAGAGGUGCAGAAGCAGAAGGCAGAGCAGCGGCUGCAGAUGAAGAAAAGUUUAGCCUCUACAGGCACCAAGGCAGUUAAGACAAAAGAUGUUCACACCCAAUAAAAGACAAUAUUCUGUGUUAUAACAGCUGAUUCUAAAAGCUUGUCUUAGCCAACACCUUCACUUCCACACUCUCUCGGAUGUGUGGGAGGUGGAAACAUAGCUUCUCCUUUUCACAUGUUUCCAUCCUAGAAUGUUACUUGCUUUUGUCGUCAAGUUGAUGUCAGAAAUAAAAUGUUCAAGAAAUGUG